UUACCUUCUCUCUGUCUCUCUCGCGCACGUCCCAUAGGGAACAAAAAGUUCUAUCUUGCUUAACUUAGGUUACUUGAGAGCGAUUAAAAGGAAAAUUUUCAGUAGGAGCAAGACGGUCCGAGCUCAGUGGAAUGGAGGAUCAUCAUCAUCACCAUCAAUACGGCAUGCCUGAUGAACUGCUCAGUGGAAGGACAACGAAUUUUCAAGCAAUUCUACUUCCACAAAUUCCUCCCCAGUUUUGCUCCUCCAGCCACCGGGAUCUGCCGCCACCACAGCAAUCCCAUCAUCACUAUCACUUUGAUACGAUGCCAACGGUGGGUACACAAAUCGGUGCUGAUCAGUUGAUGUGUAGUGGGCUUCAUCAAGAGUUCCCUUCAGAUUCUACGGCUAAUAACGUCAUUGCUACUGUCACUUCUACCCCAAGUGCCAGUUGUGGGUUUGAUGGUGAAAAAACUGGGAGGUGGCCUAGGCAAGAGGCUUUAACACUUGUUGAGAUCAGAUCUCGCCUUCAUCCAAUGUUCAAAGAAGCUAAUCAAAAGGGUCCUUUGUGGGAUGAAGUUUCCAGGAUCAUGUAUGAAGAAUAUGGAUAUCGAAGGAGUGAGGAAACAUGCAAGGAAAAAUUUGAAAACUUGUUCAAGUAUUACAAAAGGACUAGGGAAGUGAAGGCCGGAAGACAUGAUGGCAAGCACCAUAGAUUCUUUCGACACCUUGAAGCUCUAUAUGGAGACACCAGCAGUUUCUCGUUUCAUAAUACUCUCAAUAGCCAUUCUCAAGCAAAUCAUGAGCUCUCUCACUCUGACGGAAAGCACUGUGAUAGUUUUAGCCUCUCUAAUUCCUCUGGAUUCGACACUUACAACUCAGAUGACAAUGAUUUGAUCACUGCAGAGGCAUUGAAGAGGAAAAGGAAAAAGGGUAGUAGUGCGAGAUGGAAGGUGAAGAUAGAAGAGUUUAUGGACUCCCAGAUGAAGAAGUUAAUGGAGAGGCAAGAGGCUUGGAUAGAGAAGUUGAUGAAGACUCUUGAACAAAAGGAGAAAGAGAGGGUAUCAAGGGAGGAAGAAUGGAGGAAAGAAAAUGCAGCCAGGCUUGAUAGAGAGCACAGAUUUUGGGCUAAAGAGAGAGCAUGGAUUGAAGCUCGUGAUGCAGCUUUAAUAAAAGCUUUACAAAACCUGACAGGAAAAAAAUUUAAGGGCGACGAUCUGAUAGCAACUGAAUCUGUUAAGGAAGAUGGCUGGCAAGAAUCUGAGGUUUCAUGGCUUAUACAGCUGAGAACCUGCAUGGAAUCAAGGUUCGAAGAAGAAGAAGGGUGUUCCGAAGAGAUUCUGUGGGAGGAAAUAGCUGCUAAGAUGACCUCCUUAGGCUUUGAGAGGAGUGCUUUGAUGUGCAAACACAAAUGGAAAAGCAUUGGUGCUUGCCUAAUGAAAACCGAGGGUAACAUAAAACGCAAGAGCACUAGGUGCAGUGAUUAUGAUUAUAGGAACAAUGUGUCCCUCUAUAGCGAAGGAGAAUACUGUGAGACAAACUUGUGGGAGACCCAUGGUUUGAAGCUCAGCAAAUCUAAAAACCAGUAA
Hibiscus syriacus is the source of this 1568-nucleotide messenger RNA. RefSeq names its product trihelix transcription factor PTL-like. The transcript is spliced from 3 exons. The coding region runs from base 132 to 1568 and encodes 478 amino acids. The record is from RefSeq and is a predicted model, not a curated record. Lineage: Eukaryota; Viridiplantae; Streptophyta; Magnoliopsida; Malvales; Malvaceae.